Molecule: messenger RNA, 1354 nt
Organism: Cuscuta campestris
Lineage: Eukaryota; Viridiplantae; Streptophyta; Magnoliopsida; Solanales; Convolvulaceae
Source: the annotation of a GenBank genome assembly
CAUUUCAAUCAUCUCUUCUCCAUAUAUUCAUCAUAAUUCAUCAUUCUUGCUAUUGUUCUUCAACUCUUAGCCAAAUUUUCUGCAAUUUUUCUCUACUCCCUCUCUACUUUUUUGAAAUGGCAGGAGGUCAAAGAAAAAGAUCCCGCACAGGCAAGAACGUGGCUUCUUCCUCGGCUCCUCCACCACCGGCGCACAAGUAUCUCGACGGGUCAUUCCUUUGGUUCAACGACCGCGAAGAGGCGACGCAGUUCUCGGAAAAGUUUGAGCACCGGGAAAUUCUCCCUCCCCGAUUCUCCACCGCCCGCUUCAUUCAUGACUCCAUUCCACGCGAGGCACGGGUUAUCCUCGAACGUGGAAACUUCCUCGACCUCCUCUACAUCAAGAAGGUCAAUUAUCACCCCUUUCUUGUUCGAGCUUUCUACUCGAACUUGAAAAAGGAUGAGGACGAAGCGUUGAUCUCUAACGUCAACGGGGUGGACAUCUAUUUGAAUGAGGAAAACAUUCAAAUUCUCACAGGGCUUCGUCGGGACGGACAGAAUCACGGGCUCUAUGUCGGAGAAGAAGGAGCGCGGUUCAACGAGACCGCCCUCUUGGAGAAAGAGGACACAAAGACAAUUCAUGCAAUGAUUCACAACGCCAAUCUCAAUUGGUGUAAAUUUGUGAUGACUCACAUGUUCACCGCCACCUCCGACAAUCGGCCGCUCCCCUACGCCCUCCUUGUCAUGGCGAUUCUUGAAGAGUAUAACAUCAAAACCGAUGUUGGGCCAAAGAUAAAGGGGGCAAAGCAUUGGGAGAUUGAUGAAUCCUCUUUCCACUCGGGCCUUGACGAGACUCCGUUUCGACAGCCUCGUCCACGCCGCCAACCGAGAGCCACUGCCUCAACCGCCACCACUUCGACCAAUCAUUCUCUCGCCGAGCAAAUGGUAGCCUUGACCGCCACUCUCUCUCGGAUUGACACCAACGUCUCCAAAACGGCACACAACGUCAAUACCUUGAGCCGUGAGCUUCACGGGUAUUUUGACUUUGUCCAUUACCCGUACGCUCAAAUGGUCCCCUACGUUCCUCCACCGAAUUUCAGAGGUGAACAAAGUGGGACUCAAAACGUUGGUAGAGAAGAAGAGGUGGACGAUGAGGAAGAGGAAGAAGAAGAGGAAGAAGAAGCCGAAGAUGAUGAUGAAGAUGAAGAUGAUGAAGAAGAAGACAUUGACGAAGACCAACUUCUCAAUGAUCUUUCACCGGACUUCUAGAGCUCUAGCUCUAUUCCCUUCUCUUCUUUAUUCUUUUUAUGCUUUUUAAAUUUGCUUCCGUCAUGUACUCCGCUAUUUCCCUUAAUUAAUAAAAAUCUUUAUGGUUU